Andrographis paniculata is the source of this 784-nucleotide messenger RNA. Its product is annotated as protein transport protein Sec61 subunit beta-like. Gene Ontology annotation, cellular component: Sec61 translocon complex; endoplasmic reticulum membrane. The transcript has 2 exons. Bases 369 to 623 code for a protein of 84 amino acids. The record is from RefSeq and is a predicted model, not a curated record. Gene Ontology annotation, biological process: intracellular protein transport. NCBI's taxonomy places the organism in Eukaryota, Viridiplantae, Streptophyta, Magnoliopsida, Lamiales, Acanthaceae.
UUUUUUUUGAACAAUAUUACAUUUUCAUUAAAAAAAAACAUAUAUAGUGUUGGGCCGAUUCCGGCCUGAGCAGCCCGGUCCGGUUCUUGAAUGUUUGGUCCAGAAGGAAUUAACGUUAUAAAUCAGGAGGUUUAUGACCGAUUUUUUAAACUGGACCCAAUUCUCGAGUUAGAGUGGACCGGGCCAGAUCCGUACCGGCCCACUCUACACCUUGAACUCGUAUUACUAAAUAAUACUUGGAUCUGAAAUUGCGAAAACCCUCCGAAGUAGAAACUCCAGCGAGAAACGUCUGACUUCCCUCGGCAUACUUCGAUCGAUUCUCCCAACAAGGUCUGUUUAUCGCAAUUGUUUACGCUGUUUGGCGAGACAUGGCAACAGGCGGAGCUGGUCCACAGCGAGGCACUGCUGCUGCAGCGGCAGCUAAUCUUCGUAGACGGAGAACAGGUGGCGGAGGCGCAGGAGGAGCUGGCGGAGCCGGUGGGACAAUGCUCCAAUUCUACACGGAUGAUGCCCCGGGACUCAAGAUUUCUCCCAACGUCGUUCUUGUCAUGAGCAUUGGUUUCAUUGCAUUUGUCGCCAUACUUCACGUCGUCGGUAAGCUUUACUUUGUCCGCAAAGACUAGAGUUUAGUGGUUGAUCGACUCUUUGUUUUUGUUUUAUUGAGAAAGUGUGGUUUUUUUUUGUUUGGUUGCUUCGUUUGGAUCCCUUUCGAAUGUUUAAGAUAUAUAUAUUUAUUUGUGGGAUUCUUUUUAUUAUUUGAACUAUGAAUUGGAAUGAAUUAUCA